AUGUCUUUCAAAGACUCCAAAACUACACAGGAGCUUAAAUUGCAUCGCACUAAAUGUACAGAAAUAAUGAAAAAUGUGCUGAUGCCGCACUUUCGCAAGGAACUUUUAGAUGAUAUUGGAAACCAAAAGUUCCGCAUUAUAAUGGAUGAGUCCACAGACGUCAGUGUCAGUAUACACCUUGGUCUUGUAAUUAGGGAUAUUAACCCUAGGCCUUAUCUUGGCUGCAUGUUUGAAACUGCUCAAUAUAAUUUAGACUCCGAAACUUUAAAUGCAAUACGACAACGCUGCACCGCCUUCUUACUGCAAUUAUUUAAGGAAUUGCAACAAAGGCUUCCAGACAACUACAAGCAGUUAGAAUCAAUGGCGUUGCUAAAUCCAGAGGAGGCAAUAAAACCAAUUAAGUCAAACACUAUCAUCGACGUUGCUGAAAUUUUGGGAUUUACACCGGAAAUAAUAGGCAAUCUGUAG
Molecule: messenger RNA, 468 nt
Organism: Parnassius apollo (apollo)
Lineage: Eukaryota; Metazoa; Arthropoda; Insecta; Lepidoptera; Papilionidae
Source: the annotation of a GenBank genome assembly